AUGUCUCUAACUGUCACACUGGGAAAUUCCGAGGAAUCAUUACUAGAGGUCACCACUAACCAAGCAACUACCAACGACGCGGAGAACGAUCACCCAGACAUAAACGGUCAAGGUAAUGAUGGCAGCGAAGAGUUGUUACGAGAAGGUUCGGAAUCCAGUCAUAACCCCGAUUCAGACUCUAAUGGCAAAGUACAGGAGAAGAGACUAUCAAAUGAUACGGGAUUUUCUCAGCACACCAGCGAAACUCAAUCGCUUUCUUUCUUCGUUGCGCCUUAUUACUUUGCAACAGAUUAUCUUUCCGACGAAAGCAAUUCGGAGGAUGACAAUAUAACGCAAGCUUUAAAACGUGAGCGUAAAACAAUAUUUCAACGUCUCAUGGUUAUCGAAACACAGUUCUCGAUUAUCAAAGAACGGGUUUAUGCUGCAAAAGAGGCUUUGUUAGAAAAGGAACAUCAAGAAAUUCAAUCAGGUACACACGCUAGAUUCGCAGACGAAUACAAACGGAUAGAAGAGGUCCGUAGGAGGCGUCUGAGAAUCGCAGAGGAACGUCGGAAGCGACGAUCUUUGUUAGCGCAGGCAAAUUUCGAGGCGCAACAUAAGCAAGUAUUGGAUGAAUUCAUGGCCGCACGGAGAUCAUUGCGAAUGAGCAUGAUUGAAGAAAGACAAGCAAAAAUAAUAAGAUUACAUAAGGAAUAUGCAGAGAGAUAUCAAGGAAUAGACCAUAAGGAUAGAGACUUACUCUUAAGAGUGAUGGAAGAGGAAAAUCCACAGAGGAUAAGGCCUAUACACAAGAAAAAUCUGCCACGAACGCUUUCGAAGAGAGCCGCAGAUCGAAAUAAUGUUUUCCCGAGGUCGAUAACGUCAAUAAAUUCAAUAUCGCCAUGGCUAAGUCCAAACGGACAAACAAAGACAAUAACAUUUGAUAUCCUUGUUUGUGUGUGA
Molecule: messenger RNA, 942 nt
Organism: Paraglomus occultum
Lineage: Eukaryota; Fungi; Glomeromycota; Glomeromycetes; Paraglomerales; Paraglomeraceae
Source: the annotation of a GenBank genome assembly